GUUCUUGAUGAACUGGAGACUGAGAGUGCUCAUUUGUUGGAGCAACUGGAUGGUGCUGGUAUUGAACUCCCUAGUCUCUAUAAGUGGAUAGAGAGUCAGGCUCCUAAUGGUUGCUGCACUGAAGCAUGGAAAAACAGGACUCAGUGGGUUGGUUCUGAAUUGACAAAUGACAUCACUGGAGCAAUUGCUGACGCUGAGAAGUAUCUUCAGAUCCACAGGCCUGUAAGAAGGCGGCAUGGAAAAGUUUUGGAGGAGGGUGCCAGUGGUUUCUUGGCAAAAAAACUUGCUGGAAAUGAUGGCAGUGAGACGCAGGGAGGGAGCAGUGAUGUUGAUUGGGGCUCUUUCAGCAAAUUAUGUUCUGAUAACUCGUCAUCAUCCAUGGGUACCAUUUCAUUUGGCAGCAAAGAUUGGGCCUCUGUUUACCUCGCUAGUACACCACAACAAGCUGCUGAACUGGGACUAAAAUUUCCUGGAGUGGACGAGGUUGAGGAGAUUGAUGAUAUUGAAGACAGUUCUGUUGAUCCAUUUGUUGCAGAUGCCAUUGCAAAUGAAAGAGAGCUAAAUCUUUCUGAAGAGCAAAAGAGGAAGUAUAAGAAGGUUAAAGAGGAAGAUGAUCUAAAAAUUGAUUUGAAGCUUCGGAGACGUUUAAAACAAAGAAGACACAGGAACAUGCAGAAAUUGGAGGAGAUACAGGAAGAUACAACAGAUGACAUGAACGGUUCCUUGUCUCAAGAUGUUGACUUUCACACAAAUAGGUAUUCCACUAUUGAUGACGGGGAUGUGCCAUCAUCAAAAUGCCUACCUGAAACUGAUUCUGAGGCCAAAGGGUUGAAACGUGUACAUAACUCUGAGGAAAUGGAGGCUCAAAGUAAAAAGCCUCGGAUCAUUACGCUAGAUAGUGAUGAGGAGGAUCUUCCUGGGGAAAAGUUGUCUCCUACAUGCAGUUUGAGUGAGAUGGGAGAUCAGUCCAAUCCACAAAUGAAUGGAGAUGAUGUGCUUCCCAUUAAUUCUCUUCCGGCAUUUAAUGAGAAGCAAAAUUUUCGCUGCACGGCUUGUGAUAAACUGGCUGUUGAACUACGUGCACAUCCUCUUUUGAAAGUUAUAGUUUGCCUGGACUGCAAAAACUCAAUGAAAGCAAAGAUGCAGGAUGUUGAUUGCUCAGAAUGCUACUGCAGAUGGUGUGGGCGUUGCAGUGAUCUCUUAAGUUGUAAAUCGUGCAAAAGGUUAUUUUGUAGUGUGUGUGUAAGGAGGAACCUUGGUGAAGAAACUUUAUUGGGAAUAAAAACAUCUGGUUGGCAAUGCUGCUGUUGCUCCCCAAGUAUCCUGCAUCCAUUGGUUUCAGAGUUGGAGAAGAUCAUGGAAUCUCAGGGAUUAGUAGAUUCUAGCACAGACACAGAUUCAGAUAAUUCAGAUGCUUCAGAUGCUGAUGUCAAUGGGCAUAGAAGCACGAAGAGACGACGAAAAAAGAAAAUUAGAAGAAUCCUUGAUGAUACUGAGUUAGGGGAGGAGACAAAAAGGAAAAUUGCAAUAGAAAAGGAACGCCAAGAACGCCUCAAAUCUCUGGGUGCAAAAUAUUCGAGCGAGACUAUGUUCAUGAAUUCUGGGGUUUGUUGCAAAACCUCGUAUGAAAGUGGUAGCUUAGAAAUGCUCGGUGAUGUUGAAACUGGUUACAUAGUUAAUGUGGUGAGGGAGGACGGGGAAGAGGCAGUAAGGAUUCCACCCAGCAUCUCAGCAAAGCUGAAAGCCCACCAGGUUGCUGGGAUUCGUUUUAUGUGGGAAAAUAUUAUUCAAUCUAUCAGGAAAGUCAAGUCUGGAGAUAAAGGCCUUGGUUGCAUCCUAGCUCAUACUAUGGGUCUAGGCAAAACAUUUCAGGUGAUUUCUUUCUUGUAUGCCGCUAUGAGAAGUGUGGAUUUAGGAUUGAGAACUGCUCUCAUAGUCACGCCUGUAAGUGUUCUGCAUAACUGGCGACAGGAAUUUAUAAAAUGGAGACCAUCAGAAUUGAAGCCUCUCCGUGUCUUUAUGCUUGAAGAUGUUCCAAGGGAGAGAAGGGCCGAGUUGCUAAAAAAAUGGACAUUAAAAGGUGGUGUAUUCUUAAUUGGCUAUACUGCUUUCAGAAAUUUGUCACUUGGGAAGCACAUAAAGGAUCGUCACGUGGCCAGAGAAAUUUGUCAAGUCCUUCAGGACGGGCCUGAUAUACUUGUUUGUGAUGAGGCUCAUAUUAUCAAGAAUACCAGAGCUGAUGUAACUCAAGCCUUGAAACAAGUCAAGUGCCAGAGAAGGAUUGCAUUAACUGGAUCUCCUCUUCAAAACAAUUUGAUGGAGUACUACUGUAUGGUUGAUUUUGUAAGAGAAGGAUUUCUUGGCAGCAGUCAUGAAUUUAGAAACCGCUUUCAGAAUCCGAUAGAAAAUGGUCAACACACCAAUUCUACAGCUGACGAUGUUAAGAUUAUGAAUCAGCGGUCUCAUAUUCUCUAUGAGCAAUUGAAAGGAUUUGUUCAAAGAAUGGACAUGAAUGUCGUAAAGAUGGAUUUGCCGCCAAAAACUGUCUUUGUGAUGUCUGUAAAGCUUUCUCCUCUACAGCGAAAAUUGUAUAAAAGAUUUCUAGAUGUUCAUGGCUUCACAAAGGACAAGGUCUCCGGUGAGAAGAUAAUGAAAAGAUCCUUUUUUGCCGGGUAUCAAGCCUUGGCUCAGAUAUGGAACCAUCCUGGGAUUUUGCAACUGAUGCGAGAAAACAGAGCCUGUAGUAAGCCUGAGGAUGCUGUUGAGAAUUUUCUUGCCGAUGAUUGCUCAAGUGAUGAGAACACAGAUUAUAAUACUGUUCCUGGAGAGAAGCUGAAUAGCAACAAUGAAGCUCUCAGAAAAAAUCAUAAUGGCUUCCUUCAUGGGGAUUGGUGGAGCGAU
Molecule: messenger RNA, 2901 nt
Organism: Nicotiana tabacum (common tobacco)
Lineage: Eukaryota; Viridiplantae; Streptophyta; Magnoliopsida; Solanales; Solanaceae
Source: RefSeq, a predicted model, not a curated record